Papaver somniferum (opium poppy) is the source of this 2232-nucleotide messenger RNA. Its product is annotated as E3 ubiquitin-protein ligase RGLG1-like. Bases 485 to 1837 code for a protein of 450 amino acids. NCBI's taxonomy places the organism in Eukaryota, Viridiplantae, Streptophyta, Magnoliopsida, Ranunculales, Papaveraceae. Gene Ontology annotation, biological process: protein K63-linked ubiquitination. The record is from RefSeq and is a predicted model, not a curated record. The transcript is spliced from 13 exons. Gene Ontology annotation, molecular function: ubiquitin protein ligase activity.
AUUAGAUUCGCUGGAUGUCUAUCUCCUCAGAUACCCAAUGUCCCUUGUACCGAAAUCUAUCUACCAAGGAAAAAGUAAUAUUUUCUCGAUCAAAGUUAUAACAAUCAUCAAAAAGUUUCAAAAUCAUUUUAAUAACUCCAGUCUUUGGAAUCUGUAAAUUAUUAGUACUGAUUACAGGCUUAUAAGCAUCUUUUCGCCCAAAUUUUCGUCCAUUGGAAUCUCUCUUUCUUCGACGUCAAAAAGGCUACCAACUUUCUCUUUAAUCACCACUUUAUCCUUUUUGUUUUUGUUUCUCUUCUUUGUUUCCCUUCCUGGUUUCCUCUCUCUUUCUCUUUCAAGAACUGAACUCUGCCAUUAAUGAACCCCCUGAUUUCUUCCUCCUCCUGAGUCCUGUCUAUAUCAUCUUCUGCUGGAAGCAUCAUAAAUGAAGUCAAUUGUUAUCAAAUCGAAGAGAUAUAAUUUUGUAAGUUAAAGAAAAUAGUCGAUGGGAGGGAAGACUUCGAGAGAGGAGAGUUACUUUCAACAGCAUCCGUCGUUUAGUACGAGUUCUGGUACUUGGGAACAACGCUAUCCAUCUCAAAGCAAUUACGGAGGUACACCACAGCCACAUCAUGGAUAUGCUCCACAACAACCUGCAUAUCAACCACCCCAAACAGCGUAUGCAUAUCCUCCAGCAGCUCAGAGUCAACCACCGCAACCAGCAUAUACAUAUCCUCCGGAGGCUCAGAGUCAACCUGGAAAUAGGAAGUUGGAUCGGAGGUAUUCGAGGAUAGCUGAUAAUUAUAAUUCACUGGAUGAGGUCACCGAGGCUCUUGCACGGGCUGGCCUCGAGUCAUCAAAUUUAAUUCUCGGUAUCGAUUUCACAAAGAGCAACGAGUGGACAGGUAAAAUUUCAUUCAACCGACGAAGUUUGCAUCACAUCGGAGAUGUUAAGAAUCCGUACGAACAAGCAAUCUCAAUUAUUGGAAGAACAUUGCCUGCUUUUGAUGAGGAUAAUUUGAUACCCUGUUUUGGAUUUGGAGACGCAUUAACACAUGAUCAGGAUGUGUUCAGUUUCUAUCCAGAAGAAAGACUCUGCAAUGGGUUUGAGGAAGCAUUAUCACGAUAUCGGGAAUUACUCCCACAAAUACGUUUGGCAGGACCGACGUCAUUUGCCCCUGUUAUCGAAAUGGCUAUGACUAUUGUCGAGCAAAGUGGGGGUCAGUACCAUGUUUUGGUGAUAAUUGCUGAUGGGCAGGUAACUAGAAGUGUUGACACUGCGCAUGGGCAGCUAAGUCAGCAGGAGCAAAGGACUGUUGAAGCAAUUGUAAAAGCGAGCGAGUACCCACUAUCAAUUAUUUUAGUUGGGGUUGGAGAUGGUCCUUGGGAUAUGAUGAAGGAAUUCGAUGAUAAUAUUCCUGCUCGGGCUUUCGAUAAUUUUCAAUUUGUGAACUUUACAGAGAUUAUGUCUAAGAACAUGGCUGAAUCUAGAAAAGAGACAGAGUUUGCGCUCACAGCUUUGAUGGAGAUACCUACUCAAUACAAAGCAACAAUGGAACUUAAUAUAUUGGGUCGUCGGGCAGGGGUCUCCCCCAAGGAGCUCUUCCGCCACCUGUCUACAGUUCACACCUUCGCACAUGAGCAAAGUGCACCCCCAUAUCCAGACCGCAAAUGUCUAUGGGCACAACAGCGCCACCUGAAAGUCUUCCUUGAUCAUCAGGUUUGCCCUAUUUGCCUUAGCAACCCUAAGGAUAUGGCGUUCGGCUGUGGACAUCAGACAUGUUGUGAAUGUGGGCAAGAUUUGCAAUUAUGUCCAAUUUGUCGAGCUUCUAUACAAACCAGAAUAAAGCUUUACUGAAACUCUUGUUGAUGAUACUCCUUCUUCGGGUACUUGCCCACAGCCUUCUCUAAUCAGUACAAGAUUCUUUUGUAAUUCUGUUACCUUGGUGUUGUUAGGGUUGGAAUAUUAUGUCCUGGAUGAUCCAGAUGUAUCUAGGUGUUAACUAUGUGUUGCCUUGUGAAUAUUUCAGUUCUUGGAGUUCUUAAAUCCUUUUUGUUUAUCAUCAACAUAACUUGUACAUUCUGGUCUUCUUCCUAGAGUGAUUUUUUUUUUGGUUGCUCCGCCUGUAAUCUCAGUUUGGCCAUCGUUUUGGCAUGCUUAAAAAAACCGUACUUUAGACAGAAAAUGAAGGAGUUGAUUUCCUUUUGUAUACUGAAUUACUGAUUAUGCAAGGUUUUUGGAAUUUUUAUAUA